AUGCCUGCCACCAGGAGUACUGGACCUCCUAAUUCGGCAUCACUUCAGCCUAUCAUCAUGGAAGCAUUCGAACACUUUAAACAGAAACAUUCGAAACAAAAUCAAGAUUUGAUUCAUAAGAAUCGAUUAUUAUUAAAAACUAUCACUGAAUUAGAAAACUUAAUCACCGAACUUAGGAAUCAAAACAUUUCUCUUCGUCUUGAAGUUACCAAGGCACGUCGAAAUCCAUCAAAUUCAACUUCAACUUCACAUCCAUCAUCAAAAUCAAAUGAACUUCCUAACUCUUCCAUUCGACUUGCUAUCUCCGAUAUCCUUUCUCGAUGUCAAUUUAUUCAAUCUGCACUUGAUUCACCUUCAACAUCUCAUCACAAUCCAACUUUAGCUGAAGGACUCUUUGCUACUGCACUCACUACCUCUCAACAAGCAUAUCAAGAUGAUCGACCUCAUAUUCGGAUCCCUAAACCUCACGCUGAACUUAUUGCAUUACGCGAAAGGAGAAGAAGUGAAUUGGCAAGUGACGGAGCAGAGACACGGUUAAGCUUUAUAGACGAAUGUAGUAGUCAAGAUGAGACAUCUACUCAUGAAACUCGUCCAACAGACCUCAAAGCUACUUACGAUCUCGAGUCAGCUUCAUCAUCCAGUUCAGGAUCUGAUUCUCCUGCUCGAAGGCAGGCUUCCAGACACGCCGGUAUCGAUAGUAGUUUUAUUUCAGAACGUUCACAUCGACGACAAAGCAUUCUACCCAACAUGCAAAACGAACCCCUGGUUCAACCCUCCACUUCAAUUCAAGAUGAGCAGGACCAGUAUUCAUCCCUACCGCCUUCCUCUAAUCAUGUUCCAAAUCUCGCCCCGACUCAGCACAAAGUUUCACAACGUCAAAUGUUUCGAAAAUCAAGGCUGAAAACUAUACCCACACGUGAUUUGGAUUCAUCUGAUGCUGAGUCUGAAGAGAACAAUAAAUCUGAAUCAGAGAAUGAUGAAGAAAUGAACUCAUCACAUGAAUUAGCUAGAAGUGAAGCAGAACAAUCUCCUUCACCUCAACCAUCACCUAUUCAUAUUAGAACUGAUACGCGUCCGGGCAAGAAACGACGUGCUAAUAUUUCAAUUUCAUCGGGAUUCGUUCCAGCUAUUUCUCCUGAAAUCUUUUCACUCACCAGUUCGAUCACCAACCAAGAAUGUGUUCCAAGUAUAGUGAAUCUUCCUAAUUUAACCUCUGGGUCACAGGAGAGAAUAAAUCAGAAGUCAAAGUCUAUUAAAACAAAUAAUCGAUUACAGGUAGUGUCUGAAACAUCGGCAUCACGUCGAAGAGAUUCAGGGUUGAAGAAAGAUUCACAGGCAGAUAUUGAAGAACGAGAGAGAUCAGAUGAUGAUGAUGAUGAAAAUGAGUCAUCAAAUCCGAUACGUAAUCCGGAUGAAAAAUGGCCAAAACAGAAGAAAGUUACCAAAGGGAAGAAACGGGCAAGAGGAUCAUUGGAUGCGGUCAAGGAAGAAACCCUUGUUCCGAGUAUGAAGAUUGAGGAGAGUACUACUGAGAAUGGGUCAGCUGGUGGCUCGAGAGAAGCUAGAAGGGCUCGUAAAGAAGUUAAUUAUGCAUUACCAAGCUUGAAUAAGAAAAUGAGAAGACCAGAAGAUUAUGUUUCAACAGUCAAACGCGCAUCUCUUACUACACAUGGUCUACCAAGAGGUGCAUCAAAAUCAGGACAACGUAGUAGUUCAGGUGGAUCAAUACCAUCAAGAAUCAAAUCUCCCACCAUUUCAUCAUCUUUGAAUUCUUCUAUUGGUAGUAGUAAAUCUAUUAAAAGUAAUAAAAAGUUGGAUGAACUUGAAUCUAAUCAUCAAGAAGAAAUCGAUUUGAAUAAGAAAAAGAACGUUUUACAAAACGUUGAGGAGAAUUUGUUUUCAAGUAAUUCAAAUCGUACUAGUACUAGUAGUAGUCAUAAUCGUUCACAAAACUUAAGAAGACAUAGUGGUCUUACAUAA
Melampsora larici-populina 98AG31 is the source of this 1980-nucleotide messenger RNA. RefSeq lists its product as uncharacterized. The transcript has 4 exons. NCBI's taxonomy places the organism in Eukaryota, Fungi, Basidiomycota, Pucciniomycetes, Pucciniales, Melampsoraceae. Gene Ontology annotation, biological process: meiotic chromosome segregation. The record is from RefSeq and is a predicted model, not a curated record. Gene Ontology annotation, cellular component: chromosome, centromeric region; nucleus. Bases 1 to 1980 code for a protein of 659 amino acids.